This is a messenger RNA of Suillus discolor, 1459 nucleotides long. RefSeq lists its product as uncharacterized. Gene Ontology annotation, biological process: heme biosynthetic process. The transcript has 5 exons. The record is from RefSeq and is a predicted model, not a curated record. Lineage: Eukaryota; Fungi; Basidiomycota; Agaricomycetes; Boletales; Suillaceae. Bases 208 to 1272 code for a protein of 354 amino acids. Gene Ontology annotation, molecular function: protoporphyrin ferrochelatase activity.
AGUAUAACUUGCGAAUUCUGAUAGGUUCACGGAAUCGUGUCCUCCCGAAUUCACUCUGUGAUACCAACGCACAAUGUCAUGUCGUAUUGGCUCUGUCAGGCGAAUGGCUACACUACAUAGACCUUCGUUAACAGGGAAAAGGUGUGCUAGUCACAUCGGACAUGAUUCAAUUCGUUAACGCGAAAUUCCAGUCCUACAGCCAUUGUUAUGUUGAACAUGGGAGGACCUUCGACAGUACCAGAGACCUAUGACUUCCUCAAAAAUCUGUUCAUGGAUGGCGACCUCAUUCCGUUACCUUUUCAACGCGUUAUAGCUCCUCUCAUUGCCAAGCGGCGGACUCCUCAAAUCGAGAAGCAGUAUGCUGACAUUGGCGGUGGUUCUCCCAUUCUCAAGUAUACAGAGAUGCAAGGAGCUGGUAUGUGUGAACUACUGGAUGAGCUGCACCCAGAAACUGCUCCGCACAAACCUUAUGUCGCGUUUCGUUAUGCGAACCCGCUGACACAGGAGACCGCACAGAGGAUCAAGGCAGAUGGUGUGAAGAGGGCAAUUGCAUUUACACAGUAUCCACAGUACAGCUGUAGUACGACUGGAAGCAGUUUGAACGAACUUUUCAGACGGGGGAGGGCAGGCGAGAUGGGGGACAUCGAGUGGAGUGUGAUAGACCGCUGGGGUACUCAUCCAGGAUUCAUCGAGGCUGUUGCACAAAACAUUGAGGCUGCCCUGGCCAAAUUUCAACCAUCAGCACGCUCAGACGUGGUUAUUCUGUUUUCGGCUCACUCAUUACCCAUGUCGGUAGUGAACCGAGGUGACCCAUAUGUCCUCGAGGUUUCCGCAUCUGUCAAUGCCGUUAUGGACAGACUCGGCCACUCAAACCCAUACCGUCUUGUCUGGCAAUCGCAGGUCGGACCUUCCGCGUGGAUGGGCAUGCAGACAGGGGAGGCUAUCAAGGGUCUUGCUCGCCUCGGUAAGAAGGAAGCAAUUCUAGUCCCCAUUGCAUUCACGAGCGAUCAUAUCGAGACGCUUUACGAACUGGAUCUCGAGUAUCUGAAAGAAGGAAAGGAGCUGGGGAUGGAGCUACAUCGCGCAGAGUCAUUGAAUGGAUCUCCUGUGUUCAUCCGUGCGUUGGCAGACAUUACGGCAAAGCAUCUGCGUGACUAUUCUGCGAGGAGGAUUGGGCCCACGAGUGUUCAGAUGGGGCUUCGGUGUCCGGGCUGUAAAAAUAUGACUUGUAGCCAGCAGAAACAUUGGUUCGCUCGUGCUGGACGUUCCUAGCCGUUCGUUCCCAGUCAAAACUCGCAACAGGCUCAGCCCCGCUCAGACAGCCCGCUUAGGAAACCUGGCUGAGUGUGGAUGUUUGAACCACCUCCUGGAUAUCCCUGUAUGACUUCGUAACUAGUUUACUGCAUGGAUAGCCCUGUAUACAUGUGGAGGUAGCAAAAUAUAACACGAACACUUGUAU